UGAAUCAGAUGUACCUGAAGAAAGCAAUGUGUCUGUGAAGAGAAACCAACAAAAUGAACUUUCAGAUCUCUGCAGACAGGAAAACUCUUCUGUUGAGCCCAGAAGCCCAUGCGAGAGAGGAUACGUCAUCAUCGUACAGGGCGGAGAACAGCGACGCAGGUAUUAACAAAUGGACAGAUGAGACACAGAGUGACUGAUGAAGGAAUGCUGCCAUCAAAGGCUCUCAAUCUUCUGUGGUGGAGCAGGACCUGCAAGGAAAGGUGAUGGCAGCAUUUGUGAGAAAAAAGGGGGAAAACCUGGAAAAAAAUUAUAAAGAUCUGAAAUGUCCGCAGACCGCUGUGUGCAGUGAGGAUGGAGAAGUCCACAGCAGCGUCCUGGAAAUGGUCCAGUGCCAUCACUCUACCUGCCCUUACUGCAGUCAUGUUGCUGCUUCAUCAUCAGUAGUCGUGCUCAUGGAGAGCAGGCACCCAAAUGUUUGGAGCACACACAGCGAUAGCCAGAUUGUCCCGCACAUGUUCUCCUGCUCUUGCCUCAAGAUGUGUGGUUCAUCAUGGUCUUCCUCAUCCUCUCUGUGCACUCAGGCAAGGACAGCCUCAAUGUCUCUUUCCCAUCCAUGAUCAGAUUCCAGUAUCACAGCAGCAAUGAGGGAUGUGAUGGAUGGCAGUGACAGUCUAUGGCAGAAUGAAUCUCCUGAACCCAGCUGUGUGUCCAUGAAGAGUGACAGGUCAAAGAAACACCCCAUUGAAUUCAGUUUGCAAGAUUCAUUUGCUGAUCUGAGUCAAAAACAGGAGAUAUCAGAAUCAUAUAUAGGAAAGAAGAACUUGGAAUCCACUUUCAAGGAGCUUGAAUGCAAAAUCAUAUCUGUGAUGAAAAGUGAGUUAGAAUGGUUUAAGAGACUUUUGAGUCCAGAUUACACAGAAUACUCUGAAAGAGACCAUUAUGAUGAUGAGGAUCAUAGCAGAGUCAGAGAGGGGCUUCUGAAGAUCACACUGCACUUCCUGAGGAAGAUGAACCAGACAGACCUCGCUAACACACUACAGACCAAACUGAUGCCUGUGUAUCAACAAAAACUCAAAUCCAGACUACAGGAUAAAUAUCAGAGAAUCAAUGAAGGAAUGUCCAAUCAUGGAGACUCAACACGUCUGAAUGAGAUCUACACAGAGCUCUACAUCACAGAGGGAGGCAGUGGAGAGGUCAAUAAUGAACAUGAGGUGAGACAGAUUGAGACAGUGUCCAGGAGACCAGAGACACAGGAGACACCAAUCAACUGCAAUGACAUAUUUAAACCCUCACCUGGACAAGACAAACCCAUCAGAACUGUGCUGACUAAAGGAGUCGCUGGAAUUGGAAAAACAGUCUCUGUGCAGAAGUUCAUUCUGGACUGGGCUGAAGGAAAAGCCAAUCAGGAUGUUCAUUUCAUAUUUCCACUUCCUUUCAGGGAGCUGAAUUUGCUACAGAAAAAUCUCAGUCUUGUGGAUCUUCUAAACCACCUUCACACAGAAACCAAAGAAUUUAAGUCAGCAGAUUACGAUGACUACAAAGUCAUGUUCAUAUUUGAUGGUCUGGAUGAGUGUCGACUACGUCUAGAUUUCCAAAAUAAUCUGAGCUUGUCUGAUGUAACAGAAUCAGCCUCAGUGGAUGUGCUGCUGACCAACCUCAUCAAGGGGAAUCUACUUCCUUCUGCUCUCCUCUGGAUCACCUCUCGACCAGCAGCAGCCAAUCAGAUCCCUCCUGAGUGUGUCAACCAGGUCACAGAGGUACGAGGAUUCAACGAUCCUCAGAAGGAGGAAUAUUUCAGGAAGAGAAUAAAUGAUCAGAGUCUGGCUGAUAGGAUCGUCACACACAUCCGAUCAUCUAGAAGUCUGUUCAUCAUGUGUCACAUCCCAGUCUUCUGCUGGAUUUCAGCCGCUGUUCUGGAGAGGAUGAUGGGUAAAGCAGAGAGUGCAGAGAUUCCCAAGACUCUCACACAAAUGUUCACACACUUCCUGAUCUUUCAGACCAAACUGAAGACUCAAAAGUAUGAUGGGAAACGUGAACUUGAUCCUCGUCAGGCUAGAAAGACUAUUCUGUCUCUAGGAAAACUGGCUUUUGAACAGCUGGAAAAAGGGAACCUGAUCUUCUAUGAGGAGGACCUGAAAGAGAGCGGCAUUGAUGUCAGAGAAGGGUCAGUGUACUCAGGAGUUUGUACCCAGAUCUUCAGAGAGGAGUUUGGACUGCAGCUGGGGAAGGUGUACAGCUUUGUUCAUCUGAGUGUUCAGGAGUUUCUUGCUGCUUUAUUCAAGCUGCUGUCCUUUUCUGAACAGAACACAGGACUGAUGAAUGAGUUCCGGUCACCAAUGACCAGUUUACUGAAGGGAGAAGUGGACAAGGCCUUACAGAGUGAGAACGGACAUUGGGACCUUUUCCUCCGGUUCCUUCUAGGUCUCUCACUAGAGUCUAAUCAGACUCUCUUACAAGGCCUCCUGAGAAAGACAGUAAGCAGCUCUGAUAUCAAUCAGGAAACAGCUGAAUACAUCAAACAGAAGAUCAAGGAGAAUCCCUCUCCAGAGAAAUCCAUCAACCUGUUCCACUGUCUGAAUGAACUGAAUGAUCGUUCACUAGAGCAGGAAGUCCAAACGUAUCUGAGCAGAACAGGUGCCAGUCGUCUCUCUGGAGUCAAACUGUCUGCUGCUCAGUGGUCGGCUCUGGUGUUUGUGCUGUUGAACUCAGAAGAAGAGAUGGAUGAGUUUAAACUGAAUAAAUAUGAUCCAUCAGAAGAAUGUCUUCUGAUGCUGCUGCCAGUAAUUAAAGCAUCUAGAAAGGCUGAUCUUUCCAGCUGCAGUAUUACGCAGAAAGGUUGUGCUGCUCUGAUUUCAGCUCUGAGAUCAAACCCCUCACAUCUGACAGAACUGAAUCUGAACUAUAAUGAACCAGGAGAUUCAGGCGUGAAACUGCUCUCUGCUGUACUAAAUGAUUCACACUGUAAACUGGAGGAACUACAGCUGCGUUACUGCAGUAUUGGAGAGGAAGGCUGUGCUGCUCUGAUUUCGGCUCUGAGAUCUAACCCCUCACACCUGAGAGAACUGAAUCUGAGCUUUAAUAAACCAGGAGAUUCAGGAGUGAAGCUGCUGUCUGCUCUACUGGAGGAUCCACACUGUAAACUGGAGAAACUACAUCUUUCCAGCUGUGGUAUUACACAGAAAGGCUGUGCUGCUCUGAUUUCAGCUUUGGGAUCAAACCCCUCACACCUGACAGAACUGGAUCUGAAUGGCAAUAAACCGGGAGACUCAGGAGUGAAGCUGCUCUCUGCUCUACUAAAGGAUCCACACUGUAACCUGGAGAAACUACUGCUAUGUAACUGCAGUAUUGGAGAGGAUGGCUGUGCUGCUCUGAUUUCAGCUCUGAGAUCAAGCCCCUCACACCUGAGAGAACUAGAUCUGAGCAAUAAUAAACCAGGAAACUCAGGAGUGAAGCUGCUCUCUGCUCUACUGGAGGAUCCACACUGUAAACUGAAGAAACUACAGCUUUGUUACUGCAGUAUUGGAGAGGAAGGCUGUGCUGCUCUGAUUUCAGCUCUGAGAUCAAACCCCUCACACCUGAGAGAACUGAAUCUGAGCCGUAAUAAAGCAGGAGACUCAGGAGUGAAGCUGCUCUCUGCUCUACUGGAGGAUCCACACUGUAAACUGGAGAAACUACAGCUGUGGAGCUGCAGUAUUGGAGAGGAAGGCUGUGCUGCUAUGAUUUCAGCUCUGACAUCAAACCCUUCACACCUGCGAGAACUGAAUCUGAGUGAUAAUAAACCAGGAGACUCAGGUGUGAAGCUGCUUUCUACGCUACUGGAGGAUCCACACUAUAAACUGGAGAAACUAGAUAUUUGACUAAUAACAGUCACACUCAUAGUGGAAAAAAGCUCUGAACAAGUGAAUCAAAACAACAUUUCCUGAACAAGAUUGUCAUCUGGAUGAAUGCAGAUACUGAUCCAGUAGUAUCAUUUGUGAUAUAUUUAAGCUGAUUUGUUUCUUACUGUGUAUAUUUUAAAAGUGAUAAUGUCAAUAUAUAAUAAUAUUUUUGAGUUCUAGGAUUUUUAACCCUCUAAGCACCAAAGUCGCAAAAUUGCAACAAGACGUCAUACUUCAUUAAACAAACUAUAGUUCUUAAUAUGGUGUAAUAUCUCAUUUGUAUUCCCUACCACUAGAUGGCAGAUAUGUAGUACUUCGAUUCUAGACCAAAAUUGUUCGAGGAAAUAGCAGAGAAAGUGAGCUAUCGUGUCAUUGAUGCGGAAGCAGUUCAGUUCAUAGCAUCCGAGUAAAUUGUGAGAUUUGUGAGAGAAAAUCGCCAAAUGGCUAAUAAAAAGUUGUACUGUGA
Onychostoma macrolepis is the source of this 4344-nucleotide messenger RNA. Its product is annotated as NACHT, LRR and PYD domains-containing protein 12-like. NCBI's taxonomy places the organism in Eukaryota, Metazoa, Chordata, Actinopteri, Cypriniformes, Cyprinidae. Gene Ontology annotation, molecular function: protein binding. The coding region runs from base 642 to 3857 and encodes 1071 amino acids. The record is from RefSeq and is a predicted model, not a curated record. The transcript is spliced from 17 exons.